GCAUAUAUCUAAUUCAGAGUUGUAACUACGGAUCCAUUAAAAGUGUCACGCUGCCCUCGCUUGAAUAAGACUGAAGUUAGUCAUUAGUGUACAUUGUUAUGAAUUAUGAUGAUAUAGGAUUUGCUUCCACAAUCAUAUUUUAGGCUGGAAGCAAAUGUUGUGUUCGAGUGCUGUUACACCAAUAAGUAAGAACAAGAGCCUCUGCAUUAAGCUUGGUUUAUAAGACUAAUUGUGGUGUAGAGUUACACCACAACUUGAAAAGUAUGCUGCAUUAGAUCUUUCAUCUAUUUCUCUCUGGCAGACGGCAGUUUAAGCUUGUUUGACAAGACAAUUCUUGUUGUCGGCACCUGAAAAUAGCUGUGAUGAAUGCACUAUAUGAAUAUGUUAGUGAGGCUUGUGGGUUUUGUGUGGGAUGCACACUCCCUGAUAUAUUCUAAUUGGCUUAUCAUCCCACUUAGUGUGUGCAUAGCACACUUUUUCAUAUUAAAUAUGCUACCCUUUGGUGUGUUGUCCAAAACUCUCCAUUCUUCCAAGUGCUUUCUGAUGCAUCCAUCCAUCUUCAUAAAUUUCUCUUCAUUUUUAUAUGCUUCUUUGGAUUGAAUAUCUUUAGGUGGACAAAAAGCACAAGGCCUUGGGAUUAAAUUCAUGUAUAUGUAUAAUUCUCACAUAUCUAUAAAUACACCUCUUUUCAUACUCAGCAUCCUCAACCAGCCAUUCUUAUAUCCCCCCCCCCCCCCCUCCCCUCUCUCUCUCUCUCUCUGCACUUGGUGAUGGCUUUCCCAAACCAUAUGGAGAUUACAAUCCCAAGACAGGAUACAGAGCAAAACCAUGGCAACAUUAGGGUUGUUCCUGAAAUAGAAGCAUUUGACUUAUCACUUGGUGCACAAUGGCUGCAAGCUGCUGUGCUAGGAGCUAAGGACGGAUUUGUAUCUAUUGCCUCACUGAUGAUGGGGGCCGGAGCUGUCAAAGGCGGAGUUAGGGCUUUGAUCCUCACUUUCUUGGCAGGACUCUUUGCUAGUGCUUGCUGUAUGGCGAUAGGGGAGCUCGUCCAUGCGUCUUCUCAGCUAGAGGUAGUAAUAGCCCAGAUGAAGAGAGAAGGCUCAGCCAAUCCCUCUCGACCUGCUGUGGAAGCAGUGAUAGCCCAGAUGAGGAGAGAAGGCUCAGCUUAUCCCUUUCGACCUGCUCUUGAGGCAACCCUCGCCUUUUCAUUGGGGGCUUUUGCCCCAAUUCUCAUGGCUGCCUAUAUUACUGAAUAUACUGUUAGGUUAGCUGUGGCCAUCGUGGCUUCCACCACCGUGGCACUUGUGGCGUUUGGUGGCCUCGGGGCGGUGCUGGGACGGAGCCGGGUGGUUUCUUCUUGUGUUAGGGUGCUGGUUGGAGGCUGGAUAGCUAUGGCUAUUACCGCUUGUUUUACUAAAUUACUUACUGUUAAUUAGCGGUAUGGAAAUGUGUUAGAAAAUCACUCAUACCAUUUUUAUCGGCUGACCGAAUUAUUUUGGAAUUCAAGAUAAUUAAAAUUCAAUAAAACGAAUUGUUGACACAAUCACACAUAUAUUGAACCUAUAUUAUAAUAUUUCAUCCA
Salvia splendens (bonfire salvia) is the source of this 1582-nucleotide messenger RNA. Its product is annotated as vacuolar iron transporter homolog 4-like. Gene Ontology annotation, biological process: intracellular manganese ion homeostasis. Gene Ontology annotation, molecular function: manganese ion transmembrane transporter activity. The transcript has a single exon. Bases 771 to 1436 code for a protein of 221 amino acids. NCBI's taxonomy places the organism in Eukaryota, Viridiplantae, Streptophyta, Magnoliopsida, Lamiales, Lamiaceae. The record is from RefSeq and is a predicted model, not a curated record.